GGUAGAAACAAACCCACGCUUUCAAGGCCGGCACAGAGAGAGUGGUGGACCCGGAACAAACUAAUAUCUGAGAAAAUUAUGCACGGAGUCUAGAUACAGGAGUGACUGAGUCCUUCACGUUUAUGACAAACAGUUGUAUAACUUAUGAAAAUACAGUUCUACAAUCAUUUUGAAUUUAAAUAUUCGUUUGUUACAGAGGUGAAUUGCAAAACUUCCCAAACUCAAAGAUCUAUCGAAAUUCAAAAGGACAUUUCCAAGGAUGAAGGAAUUAUCAUAUUUCUGCCAGCGGAUGAUUCGGUUUGCUCUUCUUCUAACAACAGUCUCAGCUACCAAGAUGAACGUACCACGACUCAGACUUUCAUACAAAGACCUUGUAGCCACCAACCGGUCCUCUAUCUUCAGUGGUCACCACGGUCAGCUUUCCCUGAGCGCUUUGUUUCUGGACGAGUACCAUGACCGCCUGUUCCUGGGGGGCAAAGACGUCCUCUACUCCCUGAGACUGGACCAUACCAACCUGGACUCCAAAGAGAUCUACUGGCCUCCGUUGCCUGGUAACAGAGAUGAAUGUGUCCAGAGAGGGAAAGAUUCUCAGACGGAGUGUGCCAACUUUGUGCGCCUGCUGCAGCCCUAUAACCGCACCCACCUGCUGGCCUGUGGUACGGGUGCAUUCCAACCCAUGUGUACCUAUGUGUACGUGGGCUACCGUGGAGAGCAUGUUUUCACCAUGGACCCUACCAAAAUGGAGAACGGACGGGGGAAGGUUCCUCACGACCCCAGCCUCCCCUUCGCUAGCACCUUAAUUGGUGGGGAGUUAUACACAGGGCUGACUGCAGACUUCCUGGGUAGAGACUCAGUGAUCUUCCGUAGUCUGGGAGGUCGCUCCACCAUGAGGACUGAGACGGACCAGAGACUGCUGCAUGAUCCUAAGUUUGUUGCGGCCCACCUCAUCCCUGAUAAUGAUGACCGUGACAAUGACAAGGUGUACUUCUUCUUCACGGAGAAGGCCAUGGAGGCCGGGAACAGAGAGGGGGCCAUCCACACCCGCGUAGGACGUGUGUGUGCGAAUGAUGCAGGUGGACAGAGAGUUCUGGUGAAUAAAUGGAGCACCUUCAUCAAGGCCAGACUGGUGUGUUCUGUACCUGGGCCUCAUGGCAUUGACACACACUUUGACGAGCUGGAGGAUGUUUUCCUGCUUAGAGGCAAGGAUGAGAAGAACCCAGAUGUUUAUGCCAUCUUCAGCACCAUCAGUAACGUGUUCCAAGGCUUUGCAGUUUGUGUGUACCGUAUGGCAGACAUCAGAGAAGCCUUCAACGGGCCUUUUGCACACAAGGAGGGACCUGACUACCAGUGGGGGGCUUACGAGGGCAGAGUGCCCUAUCCAAGACCUGGGGUGUGCCCCAGUAAGAUCACCAACCAGCCUGGCAGACAGUUUGGCAGUACCAAGGACUUCCCAGACGCAGUGCUCCAGUUUGCCCGAGGGCACCCCCUGAUGUGGCGACCGGUGUACCCGGCAAUGAAGCAGCCUCUGCUGGUCAAGGCCAACUUGCCCUACCGCCUCAAACAGAUCGUGGUGGACCGUGUAGAGGCAGAGGAUGGACAGUAUGACGUCAUGUUCAUAGGCACCGACAUAGGCACUGUUCUGAAGGUCAUUGCAUUGCGCAGCGGCAACACUCUGGACACAGAAGAGGUCACUCUGGAGGAGCUGCAGGUCUUUAAGGUGCCAACUCCCAUUACCUCUUUGGAGAUCUCAGUAAAAAGGCAAGCACUGUACGUGGGUUCUCCGGUGGGUAUGGCCCAGCUGAGGCUUCACAGGUGUGAGACGUAUGGGAAGGCCUGUGCUGAGUGCUGCCUGGCCAGAGACCCCUACUGUGCCUGGGACGGCACCUCCUGCACUCGCUACACCUCGCUCAGCAGACGCCGCUAUCGCCGUCAGGACAUCAGGCAUGGCAACCCGGCCCUGCAGUGUAUGGACCAGAACCUCAGUGUGGAGGAGCUGGACGUAACAGAAGACAGGGUUGUGUACGGAACAGAGAACAACAGCACCUUCCUGGAGUGUGUCCCUCGCUCCCCACAGGCCACUGUUACAUGGCUGCUCCAACGAGACGGCCGUAAGGAAGAGGUGAAGCUGGAUGACCGAGUGAUGCAUAUGGAGCAGGGCCUGCUCUUCCGCCGUGUGUUCCGUCAGGAUGAGGGUGUGUAUGUUUGUGUCUCCCGUGAGCACGGCUUCACCCAGACCCUCACCCACCUCUCCCUGGAGGUCCUGCAGGGGAACACACUGAGUGACCUGCUGGCCCGUGACGACACCCCCCUCGACGGUCCCCUGGGGGUAAAGGGGUACCGGUCCUGGCCACCCUGCCAUGCUUACAGGAGCACCAACCCCCUCAGCCACCUGCGCCCCUGGUUCAAGGACAUCAUGCAGCUGAUCGGCCCGUCCAACCUGCCGCACGUGGAGGAGUACUGUGAGAGGAUGUGGUGCAACGACAAGCUGCGGCGUAAACACAAGAGCAUGCUGGACAAGUACCGGCAGGCACAGGAUAGCGCGCGCAAGACCCGCAAUAAGGGCUCCGGGGAACGUAACCGGACGCCGCGGGACGUCAGUAACCGACAGCCGUAGAGGGGAGGGAGAAACAGAUGAAGGGAGGAAAAAGAGAAGGACUACAUGACAUGAUGAAUGAGAGAACGAAGAGGUGGUAGUGAUAUGUAUUGUAGGAAGAUGUACUGCCAACAGGGAUGAGGGUUGAGACUGAUUUGGAGGCAGAAGGGAGGAGGAGAAAGAGAGCGACAGGUACUCAUGGCACUCAUCAACUCUCAUUUGCUUCAUGAAAAACCCUCAACUGUUUCCACAAAGGGACCCUUCUCCUCUCCACGCACCCUUGCAACCUCAGUGUCUCUGUAUGAUUAUAGAUUGACUGUAACAUGCUGCAAAUAAUGUGUGUGUUGGACUGCUACAACUGAUCUCCUUCAACCCAACAUUGCACUAAUUUCUCUUAGGUCAUUGAGCCCAUUCCAUGUUACCCAUUCUGUGACUGCUUCUGUUCUUCGCUCUGUACCCCUUAAAACUGCAUUUUCGGAGCCUUUUCCUUACCCUGCACCUCAACACACCCUACACUGCUAGAAAAAUAAAUUGUCCUAGGGCUCACUUCAUAUACAGUCAAAAAGUUAUUUAAAGAACCCCAAAGCACUGUUAUUUUUUAGCAGUGUAAUCCCAUCACCCUGCAAAUGAUUCACAACAGCAAAUUCUAUCCACACACACUCACACAUACUGUUGAGCGAACAUACAAGCACACUCACACAACCAUCACUCAACCAGCCAUAACAACACACCAGACAAUUGCUUUUACUGGAAGUUGCCAUGAGACGAUUGUUGACAGUUCAACAGAGAAAAGGCCUGUUUGUUGCUUUGUAUUAUCAGCUAGACUCUAGGUCCCACCAUUCCUUUGUGUGUCGUAGGUGUUGUUCUCACUCCUGACAAAGGAAGGAAAAUAAAAAGGGUCAUUGGCUGAAUGUUCUGCUGAUGCUUUGUAAACACUG
Molecule: messenger RNA, 3531 nt
Organism: Oncorhynchus nerka (sockeye salmon)
Lineage: Eukaryota; Metazoa; Chordata; Actinopteri; Salmoniformes; Salmonidae
Product: semaphorin-3G-like
Exons: 16
Coding region: 260-2614 (784 amino acids)
Biological process (GO): semaphorin-plexin signaling pathway; axon guidance; positive regulation of cell migration
Cellular component (GO): plasma membrane
Molecular function (GO): semaphorin receptor binding; chemorepellent activity
Source: RefSeq, a predicted model, not a curated record